UGUAUGGCCAGACAUCGAACAACACAGUGGACCAGGGCUACGCCAAAAACCUGGCUUUGAGACAUCGCAUGUGUGUGAUUGAUUCAACAUUGAUGCCAAACUGAACUCAGCAAUACGAGAUGGCUGUUACAAAGAGGAUUUGCUCCGGGUCACCCAGGCAGGAGCAUGUGGACAUCCUGUUGUAGCUGGUCCUGUUUGGAACCUACCGCCACAGUGGAAGAAAACGGCAGCUCAUGGCGCCAGGCCUACACAAACUCGGGCAACAGCCAAUCCCCGAUCUCUCCCGAACUUUUGUGCAAGGCCUGCGGAGGCCAUUUUGACACCAUCGCUAUAAAGCAUGUCUGUGUGGACUGCAAGAAGAACUUCUGUGGCCGCUGCUCGGUGCAGCUGGAGCCGCCAUGCCCGCGCCUCUGCCACACAUGUCAGCGAUUUCACGGAACCCUCUUCGACCGCGCCCAGUUGAUGAGACUCAAGGUGCGGGAGCUGCGUGACUACCUCCACCUGCACGAGGUGCCCACCCAGACGUGCCGGGAAAAGGAGGAGCUGGUUGAGCUGGUCUUGGGCCAGCAGACCCCCAGCACCAGCAGAAGCAGUGACACCGUAUCCUCCCAGCCCGGGGCUCACAACAAUGUCCCCUCCCCAGACACACCGUCCCCUCCCGAGACACAGGGCCCUACCAGCCCCGACACAUUGAGCCCAGAGCAGCCAGAACAAUCAGCCCCUGAGGCAGAAUCAGAGCAGAUCUCUGAUGAGGAAGAAGAAGAGGAGGAGGAUGAGGAUGAGGAUGAAGAGUCAUCGGACAGCGAGGAGACCCUGAUGCCCGGCCGCAGAGCCUCUCUGUCUGACCUGAGCCGCGUGGAGGAUAUCGAGGGCCUGAGCGUGCGCCAGCUCAAGGAGAUCUUGGCCCGCAACUUUGUCAACUACAAAGGCUGCUGCGAGAAGUGGGAGCUGAUGGAGAGGGUCACCCGCCUCUACAACGACCAGAAGGACCUCCAGAACCUAGUUUCAAAUACAAAAAAUGAAGAAGACCCUGCAGCUCCCAAGAGCCAGGAGGAGAACCUCUGUCGGAUCUGCAUGGACUCUCCCAUUGACUGUGUGCUGCUGGAGUGUGGCCACAUGGUCACCUGCAGCAAGUGUGGCAAGCGCAUGAGCGAGUGCCCCAUCUGCAGACAGUACGUGGUACGGGCGGUGCACGUCUUCAGGUCCUGAUGCAUGGCCACAACGAGGGACACAGUGGAUACCAAGGACAACAUGGCAUUGCUGCCACCACUGCUCAGAGAUGGCAUAUUCUACAAGAAUACACUCCUCUGUAGUGCACACUCUCACUCAUUCAAUCAGUCUUCCUCUUGCCGGCAUUCCAGAGAAAUAACCUGCCUCCACUUUUCUGGUUUCUCUGUUUUUCUACUCCACCUGAACCUAUUGUUUCUACACUUUCAGCAUUUUACAAGACCUCAAUAUUUCAGUACUGUAACUUUGUUGUUCAAAAGAGUUAGGUAUCAUGUAUUCACAUUGGUGCCAGUCAGACACCAAACUAUAUUGGCACUUUGCAUGGGAGGGCAGCAGUACCUUUUCAAAUUCUGAGGUUAUUGGGUAGAGAUCAUGUUUAUUUCAACCCCACACACAGGCAAGGUUAUAUUGCAUUUUUCUGUCUUUGCAUUUGUGUGCACGGGGAAACAACUGAGUUCCAUAGCUGAGAAACACAGGGCCUUACUAGAGGGCAUCGACUAACAAGCAAUGAAUAUAAAAAAAGGUAUUUGUUCUAGCAAUGAAUGAAAUGCUGAAUCUUGGUAAGAGAGGGAACAUGUUAGGCUACUCUGUUAUGCAUAUCAAUAGUAAAACAGAGUUGCCAGAAUGGUGCUAUUUGACUAGUGAUUAACAACACUCGUAACAAAACAGAAAGGCCAAAAUGGUGCUAUUUGACCAAUGGAAGCAACACUCAGGGCCCCAUUUUGACAGUGCAAGUAAGCGGUGUGUGUCGAGACCAAAAUAUCCAAAACCGUUUAUUUCAAACCUUAUCGCCCCAAGCAAGGCUUGGAUAUGAACGUGCUAAUAUUUGAUGCAUGCAAUGCAUUAGUUGUGAAAUUGGUGUAUUAAGUGCAGCACGGAGUACUUGAAGUGGUAAGGUCUGUUUUGUGCCCUCCAAUUGUCACACUUAAAGUUCAGUACCUGCAAACCAGCUGUUCUGUUAAUUGGUUUUGUGGUCCAGAGAUCUUUAGGUUGCAGUGCACUUGCUCAGCAUAGAACCCAGGCCUUAUCUGUCUUAUUGGCGAUCCUUCAGACACAUCUGUGUGGUGGUUAAACAUAGCAUCUUAGGAGUGGAAACAGCCCUUUAAACACAAAAGUCUGCUUGUAGCUCACUGAAAGUACUUGAGGAGGGUCAAGGAGGGGAUAAUGCUUGGCUUCAUUCGCCCUUUUAUGGUCAAAUUACCCUUUUAACUUGCAGAUAUUGUAUCAAAACUGGAACAGAACACGCAUUGACUUGAAGGUAAUAGUUAAUAGUUCUUUAAAUGAGCCACAAUGGGGAUUUUUUCUGAAAUGUAAACCCUACACAGUAGAUAUGCAGUUUCUUUUUUAUUCUCUGCGGGUCAUAAAUGGUUUGAAGUUGGUUCCAUGACCUUACCCCAAAUUAGUUUUGGGGGAAAGAGAACUGACCUCGUUAGCAGAAUGUCUCUAUUUCAAGGCUCUCACCACCUCUCUCUUAUCAGCAAGUGCCCCAGAAGAGUGCUCAUUAACUUAGCUGACGUAGUGCACUGAAUACACUCAUUUCCUAAUGACGAGUUGAUUAAAUGUAUCUACUAGUUAAAAAAAAAAAAAAAAGUUUUCUGCGAAUUUACUUUGUUUGUGGGAGUGUUUUAAAAGCUAGAAUUGAUCAUUGAAACAAUAACAAAGAGCCACCCCGCCUCUGUUUCAGUAUAAGGCUGAGGGAUGGACAUGGAGAAAUGUAACCACUCUCAGAUUCAUAGACCGAGCUAAGGACUGACCAUCCAUGAUAUCAAAGUUAUAGUUUUAAUCAUGUUUUAAGGCUAUACAGUGUUUGUUUAGAUUUACAUUGUUUAUACACAUUGAAGUAAAACAAGCUUAUAUUUUGGAUUCUCAUGGGGUAUGACAAGUUAAACUAAGCUCAUGAGGUAUUUAUACGUUAUAAUCUUCAAGAAUCAAUGGGUAUAUAUCAUUCAUUAAAUGGAUGUAGCAACUAAGGAUUCUAGCUUUAAGGAGGAUCUUGGUUAAUUCUAUUCCAACUCUAGGCAAUUCGGUAAAUGAGUUGAGAUUGAAUUUAUAUGAAAUUAGAGGCAAUUUUAUUGCAGUGCAUUUCUCAAAUUGCCUGGAAUUGAAAUGGUUUGGCAGCCCUCUGCAACUUUUUAUGGAACAUGUUUUCAAAUUAUAGAGAAACAUAAUGGUUUGCAUUUAAAUGGUCUUUCUACUGUAUAUCUUGUUUUAUAGCUAAUGAAUGUACCAUAAAACUGAUCAUGAGGAAAAUGCACUUAUACUAAUUAAUGUGUCUGUUUUAGGGAAUGCGUAUCCACUGGGAUAGACUCCGUUUAUCCCAGAUACUUGGUCUGCCUGAACUGAAUGUAACUGGUUUAAGUUGUUUACAAUAACAAAACCAUUUCUUACUGUGACUGCCAAAUUGCCAAUAUCGCAAAUAGAUUUUACACUAGUCCGUUUGAUAUGUCUUUUGUUAAUAACUAUGCUAAUAUCAUGCAAGAACAAUAUGAAUCAUCUCAUGUAGUUUGUAGAGAGCAGGUGAAACAAGAUAUAUCAGUGUCGUGAGAUCUGGAUCUUUUCACAAACAUCUCGUCACCCAUCUUGUUUUUAUCCUGGACAUCAGUUUAUACAAGCCAGGCUGUCAGUCAAGUCAGUUCUCUCUGAGGAGUGUUUUCUGUGCAUGUGAAAACGUGUGUAUACAUUUAGCGAAACCCAACCCAAGAUCUAAACAUUCCAAACAGUAGAAUGUACCUUAACAGAACACUCUUCAACAAAGAAAGCUAAUAUAUUCCACAUAUACUAUAGCCCAUGAACAUGUGUAAUGCUCCUUGAGGAUCUGAUUUAAAGGCAAGGUCUGAUAGAGGUUCAGUGCAGACGUGUUUGAUCUCUAUCAAAUCAUUUCCGGGUAACAAUUAAGUAUGGAUUGUUUUCAUUUAAAAUUGUCUAAAAUAAAUAAAAAUAGCUUCUAAGCAAAGA
This is a messenger RNA of Oncorhynchus masou masou (cherry salmon), 4182 nucleotides long. Its product is annotated as E3 ubiquitin-protein ligase rififylin-like. The record is from RefSeq and is a predicted model, not a curated record. Lineage: Eukaryota; Metazoa; Chordata; Actinopteri; Salmoniformes; Salmonidae. The transcript has 7 exons. The coding region runs from base 166 to 1209 and encodes 347 amino acids. Gene Ontology annotation, cellular component: cytoplasm; plasma membrane. Gene Ontology annotation, molecular function: ubiquitin protein ligase activity. Gene Ontology annotation, biological process: proteasome-mediated ubiquitin-dependent protein catabolic process; protein K48-linked ubiquitination; negative regulation of extrinsic apoptotic signaling pathway via death domain receptors.